Messenger RNA from Contarinia nasturtii (swede midge), 1878 nucleotides. Its product is annotated as juvenile hormone esterase-like. Gene Ontology annotation, molecular function: hydrolase activity. Bases 101 to 1792 code for a protein of 563 amino acids. The record is from RefSeq and is a predicted model, not a curated record. The transcript is spliced from 11 exons. NCBI's taxonomy places the organism in Eukaryota, Metazoa, Arthropoda, Insecta, Diptera, Cecidomyiidae.
UUCAGUCGAGUACAUGACGCUCUCCGGCUGUAGAAAUUAAUGACAAUUUAAUCCAAAUAAUUAAAUAAUUUUAUCUGACGCGUUUUUCUAAGUUUUGAAAAUGAAAAUACUUUAUUGCUUGGUUUGGUCGUGUCUUCUCAUUUUUGUGAAUUGUGAUUCGCUGAUAGUUAACACAAAAAGUGGUCCAGUGAAAGGUGUCUUGCAACGAACUUGUAAAGGUGGCAAAUUAUAUAGAUCUUACCGCGGAAUUCCCUAUGCAGAGCCUCCAAUCGGUGACCUUAGAUUUGAAGUGCCGAUACCAAAAAAAUCAUGGCUUGAAACACUUGAUGCCAAAGAAUAUAAACCCGCCUGCUGCGUACUCAAUCAAUCUGUUGCGUUUCCACUAAACACAACGCAAUCGGAAGAUUGCCUGUACCUAAAUAUUUUCGUUCCCGUAAAAGCGAAACAGGAUUGUUUGCUUCCUGUAAUGUUCUUCAUUCAUGGCGGUGCAUACACUGAAGGCGACGGUCAAAGCGGGUACUAUGGACCUGAACCCAUUAUGGAAGAAGGAGGUGUGAUUUUGGUAACCAUUGAUUAUCGUUUGGGUCCGUUAGGAUUCAUGAAUUUUGAAAUGUGUGGUUUAACGGGUAACAUGGGGCUUAAAGAUCAACAACUUGGAUUAAUAUGGACCAAACGUAAUAUUAGGCGAUUUGGUGGGAAUCCAGAUGCCAUUACUGUUUUCGGACAGAGCGCUGGUGGAGUGUCAACUCACUUACAUGUUUUGAAUAAACACUCUAGAAAAUGUAUUAAUAGAGCAAUAUGCAUGAGUGGUACGGCAGUCAGUUAUUUUGCACAUUAUUCACCAAAUCAUCAGUUGGAACUUAUGUAUGAUGUUUUUAAAGAUGAACUGAAUGGUGCUAGAAAUCCAAAAGCACUUUAUAAAUUAUUGAAGACUAUUCGUCUCGAAUUACUUCUAGAAAAAACACCGGCCUAUGUACUUAAUAUAAAUGUGUUCAUAUUGUAUUGGACACCAGUUAUUGAAAAUAAGAAAAUUGCAAAAGAUCCAUUUUUAACAAAACCACCACGAAAGAUUUAUCAAGAAACCCAUAUUCAUACGCCAAUCGUAUUCGGUGUCACAAGCGCUGAACUGUUGUCUCUAAUGAUGCCACAAAGUUUAUAUUUUUGGUUUGAGAGCUUGAAAAAUAGUUCGAGUAUUAUAUUACCUUUCCAUGGAUUGACUCUGCCACAAAAUUCUUCGUUAUACAUAUCUUCACAACGAAUUAUCUAUGAAUUCUAUUUUGGAAAACAUGGCAUCGAACAAACUGACUAUUAUUUGAAUCAAUUUGUGCAGAUGGUAUCUGAUAUUGUCUUUGUUUAUCCAUUUUACGACGCAAUGCGACUGCAUAAAAAUGCUAAAACAUUUUGCUAUCAUAUGAAUUUGGACUUGAAUUUGAACUUUGUGAAAAUAGAAAGGAGCCUACAGAUGAUUCACGGAAUGGGUCAUAUAGAAGAGAUGCCAUAUUUGUUUCAUUCCUAUGCGCACCAAGAACUGUACGAUAAUAUUAAACAAAAUCCAAACGACCCAAAAAACAUACAAACGGAACAUGCAAUGAAAAUUGUGCCAAAAUACUUUAUUGAUUUUGCUAAAUCGGGUACAAUGGAUAAAUGUGGACGAGUCAAAGGGGAUUCUAUUAUCUGUACUGAUUUCACGAAUAAAGGUUUGGAAUUAAUUCGGAAACCGAAGAAACAUGCGAUGAAUAUGCUGAAUAGAAUCUACGAACGUGUUAAACCCUGGAUUGUUGAUCAAUUUUAAAAUGAAACUUGGGCGCAUUUCAAGCCAAUUUGCAUCGAGCAUGUGUUUUUGACAUUAAGCAAUGGCAUGCAUUUCUUUAUAAAAUU